Molecule: messenger RNA, 1251 nt
Organism: Raphanus sativus (radish)
Lineage: Eukaryota; Viridiplantae; Streptophyta; Magnoliopsida; Brassicales; Brassicaceae
Product: protein XAP5 CIRCADIAN TIMEKEEPER
Exons: 12
Coding region: 40-1047 (335 amino acids)
Biological process (GO): chromatin organization
Cellular component (GO): nucleus
Source: RefSeq, a predicted model, not a curated record
GGGAACCGGCAAAGUGCAUCGUUCGGACGAAACAGAAAGAUGUCGGGUAUGGGUGACGGAUACGUGGGUACGUCUCAAGAUGGAGUGAGGAUACGGCGGCUGCAGAAGCAAAGAGAGGCUGAACGCCGUAAGAUCCAGGAGUUGAAGAGCAAGACUGCCUCUGGCCAGGAGCAAUCAGGUCUUCUCCAAUUCGGCUCCAGCUCUUGCGAGAUUCUUGACACUGCUUUCAAGAAGGAGACAGUGGGUUUAGUCACCAGAGAGGAGUAUGUGGAGAAGAGGGUUAAUAUUCGUAAUAAGUUCGAGGAAGAAGAGAAGGAGAAGUUGCUCAAGCUUCUGCAAGAGGAAGAGGAGCUUCAACAACAGAAGCGUAGCAAGAAGAGAAAGAUUAAGGGAAGCUCCCGUCUAUCUUUUGCUGAAGAUCUUGACAAUGGUAGUGAUGAAGAUGAUGGAGAUAACAAGAGUUCUGGGAACAUACGCUACGGAAAACUUGGCAAGGACCCCUCAGUGGAAACUAACUUCCUGCCUGACAGUGAGCGAGAGGCGGAGGAACAAGCUGAACGUGAAAGGCUAAAGAAGCAGUGGAUUCGUGAACAAGAGCAGAUUAAAAACGAGCCUCUUCAAAUUACCUACAGUUACUGGGAUGGGACCGGCCAUAGACGAGUUAUCCAGGUUCGCAAGGGUGACGCAAUUGGGAAUUUUCUACGGGCUGUUCAGCAGCAGCUUGCACCUGACUUCAGGGAGAUUAGGACGGCAUCAGUUGAGAAUUUGCUUUACGUAAAGGAAGAUCUUAUAAUCCCACAUCAACACAGUUUCUACGAGCUGAUCAUAAACAAAGCUAGGGGGAAGAGUGGCCCGCUGUUUCACUUUGAUGUGCAUGAAGACGUGAGAACAAUUGCAGAUGCAACGAUCGAGAAAGACGAGUCACAUGCGGGUAAAGUGGUGGAGAGGCAUUGGUACGAGAAGAACAAGCAUAUAUUCCCUGCUUCCAGAUGGGAGAUAUACGACCCGACAAAGAAGUGGGAGCGGUACACAGUCCAUGGCGAUUGAUUGAUUGAUUUUGGGGCAGAACGUGUUUUGUUGAUGGAUCAUCCAUCACUUGGUUGACAUGUAAUCCUGUUUGACAUUAUUUAUCAGAUUUGGUGUAGUAGUAGUAGUGGAAUGCUGAUGGAAUUUGUUUAAUGCGUUUUAUUCUUCUUUAUUGUCAACCAGUUCCUCCAUAAUGACACCCCCAUUAUUUAUUCUUCUUUAUAA